Messenger RNA from Gossypium raimondii (Peruvian cotton), 1916 nucleotides. RefSeq names its product putative F-box protein At3g29830. The transcript has 5 exons. NCBI's taxonomy places the organism in Eukaryota, Viridiplantae, Streptophyta, Magnoliopsida, Malvales, Malvaceae. The record is from RefSeq and is a predicted model, not a curated record. The coding region runs from base 245 to 1582 and encodes 445 amino acids. Gene Ontology annotation, molecular function: protein binding.
AGCAUGUAAAAUCAGAAAAGAAGUUACCUCGCUUCUUUACAUUUUUCACUCACGCUUAAAAAAUAUAUUAUUUCCCUUUUUGUAAUUUCUACUAUUGAUCUCUUCCACCGAAAGAAGCCAGACCCAGAUUAAAUAAAAUGGAAAGAUGAUUUUAUCCGUUUUCUUGGUCGUGAAAUUUGAAUACCAUAGUCCAUGGGAUUAAAAUUCUGUCAUCCUUAUCGUGAUUCAUGAAUCUUGGUUAUAAAUGGAGAAGGGUGAUCAAGGAAAAGAGGAUUCUAAGGAUCGGAUUAGUGAAUUAACUGAUGAAAUUCUAUUUAUAGUUCUUUCCUUUUUGACCCUUAAAGAGGCAGCAAACAUAUGCUUUCUUUCCAGGAGGUUGAAAAUUUUGUGGCCACACAUUGUUGCUUUGAACUUUGAUGCUUCAAAUACAUUAGGCGAGCUUCGGAGGAAUGGGCGAUUAAGGAAAAAAAAGAGAACUUGGUACAUAAACUGGGUUAACCACGUCCUGGAAUCGCAUAAAGGUUCCACUCUAAAUGAGUUUAGGGUUUGUUUUGAUUUGGAUUGGACUUGCAGACAUGAUAUUGAUAGUUGGUUUUGUUUUGCCAUAUCGAAGAGGGUUCGAAAACUUGAAUUGGACUUUGAAGAAGUAGCAGAGGAAACUUGGCCACCAGGUUUAAGAUCCUAUUCUUUAACCAAAAGUUGUUUCAAUUACAUUCGAACUCCUCAGGGUUUAUCUUGCAUAGGAUUGUUGGAUUCCUUGUGUUUGAGAUUUGUAAAAGUAAGCGGAGAGGUUUUAGAGCACUUCCUUUUGCAUUGUCCCCUGCUUGAAAAAUUAGUUGUGGAGUGGUCAAAAAAUUUAGUGACUCUUAACGUGGCUAGUUCAUCGCCUUUACGGUUGCGAUAUUUGGAGAUACGAGCUUGCCUCGCUUUGCAAAAUCUCGAGAUUUCUGCACCCAAUUUACAGUCAUUUCUGUAUUAUGGACAAAAGGUGGCAUUACAUAUCGAAAAUGCUCCCCUUCUGACUGAUGUGCUUAUAGGUGGGAACUUAGAUGAUGAACCAGCUUUCGCUUUUUGCCCCCUUUCGGGAUAUCUUUGUCAGCUGAAAAGUCUUACAUUGGAGAUGAGUGCUUAUAAUAUGACAUUUCCGAAUUUCCCUGAAUUGACAAAUCUUAGGCACUUAGCAGUAAGUGCGUAUGGUGGAUAUGAUGACGAUCUUCUUGUCUUGACUUCCUUGAUUGAUGCAUCUCCUUCUUUGAACAAACUCUCGUUGGAGUUGAAUAUUUGGAGAUCUUCGACAUACAAUCAUGCACAUAAUACGAGUAAUGUUACCGGAAAACCCAUCCCUAGUCUUAAAGUGGUAGAGGUGAUCGGCUUCAGAGGUUUUAAAAUCGAUGUGGAUUUCCUUGCAUAUCUACUUGAGCAUGGAAAAGUGAUGGAGAAGAUUACUAUUAAUUGUUGCCAUCCAAGUUGGGCUGGGCAAAUAUUGGAGUUUGAAACGAUCAAAGAAAGAGAGAGAGCAAGAAAGCAUGCUGUACAACUCAAAUCAAAAUCUCCUUCAACAACUGAAUUUGUAAUCAUAUAAAGUUUAAUCAGCCUUGCACCGUGUCAUAUGCUACUAGGGUCAGAGCCAUUGGACUAUGGCCAUGGCCAUCUAGAGUUCAGCACUUCACCGCUUUGCCUAGCGGCUGAAUGCUUUUGUCACUCAUAAGCUUGACUGGACGAUAAUCGAACCAAAUUCAUAUAGGUUUAUGUCAAGCCUAGCUUGAGAGUAUAGACGUUUGUUUACACGUUGGGGCCUGUGUCAUUCACUGAGAUUUGUUUGUUUGUGUUGAAGAUUUAAAAUGAAUGCAUCUGUUUUGUUAUAAAACUAUUUAAACAUAUUAGUUUAUCAAUAUCAAAUUUUAGUUUCAAGAUAA